Messenger RNA from Heterobilharzia americana, 2100 nucleotides. Lineage: Eukaryota; Metazoa; Platyhelminthes; Trematoda; Strigeidida; Schistosomatidae. The record is from the annotation of a GenBank genome assembly.
AUGCCGGUUGAGGAAUCCCAUUCACGUGUUGUGGAUAAUCUUGGUCUAGACUUAAAUCCAUAUAAUAUUGUUCAAGGUAAAUCGUUUACACGAUCUGUAUCAAUCAGUGAGCCUACUUCAUCGGGUAUAUCAACUUCACCUGGAUCUAAUACAAUCUCUCAUAGUGCUAUAACCGGCUCUUGUUUACCGUCUGUACGAUCUGCUAGUGGUGAAGGUGGCAGUACCUCAUCAGUUAUCUCAUAUUCACCAUUCUCAUCAGCUGCAACCGCCAUCACACCUGAAAGUCCACUUCCAGAUCCUAGUUGUUUCCAAUCGAAUCCAUUAUCAUCUCUGUUAAUAAUCAAUAAUCUUGAAGAGAAAGAGAAGGAGACACCUGCAGAAGCAGUCACAUCUAUCCAGGAGUCUAUGAGCAUGUCGUCUACACAUAAUGAAGGUAUCCCAGUUCACAAUGAUAAUACAUCUAUUAAACCAUCAGAGUGUUUGACUAUUUCGCAUGAAUCAAUUCAUGACGAGUAUAAUGAUGAUAGUCAAAGUAUAUCCGUUCAACAGAAUUUCGAUCAUGAUACACAAAACUAUGCUAUACUCCUUCAAAAUCCAUAUAUUUUAAGAACAGUCAAUUUUCUUUCACAUUUACUUGAUUCUCGUUUAUCACCUGAUUGGCGUCUACCUUUGGAAUAUUGGCAAAGGAAUUGUCUCCGAUUGAAUUGUUAUCCCUCUAGUAUUAGUCAACCUCAACAUCAGUCUACUACUACUACUACUACUGAUGUCGCACAGAGUAAUAAUGAUGAAAUAGAUGUUACAGACUUUACCCCAUUACAGCAUUACACAAUAGCUGGGAUGAGUUCACUCCAAUCCCCAUCUGAUCAAGAAGAAUGCUCAGUGAAACGUUUCAAACCGAAUAAUUCACAACCUCUCAAAAAAGGUGAAGUUCAAACCAAAAGCGAUGAAUCGUCUAAUAUCUUGACCUUUGCUAGAACAACAACAAAAACAGUAGCAACAUCUUCUUCUGGGAAUCAUCGAUCAAAAUCAUUAUCAUCAAAAAUCCCGUCAACAUUUAUUACUGCACGAUUGAUUUUAUGCAGUAGAAAUUUAGCUGAUCACUUUGAAUCACGAUAUCAUGAUAAAUUAGGCAAUCUGUUAGACGAUGUAGCUCGUCUUAACAACACUAGUAACAGUACAGUUAAUGAUGAUAAUGAUGAGACAGGAAGUUAUCAUGAACAUGGAAGUACACUGUCAAAAGACGAUAUUCCCAGUGGUAGUAAGAGAGCACGAUGUCAAUUUCAUAGUGUUCUUGAAGAAUUAUUCGCUGAACGUAUAAAUUGGGGUCGUAUUAUUGCAAUGUUGGCAUUUCUACGUGCACUAUGUGAAGUUAUUGAAGAGAAUCGACGAGUUACAUCAUCUUUACAAUUGUCUAAAGAGGAUAUAUCAAAGACAACGGUUAGUACAUCUACUGCAUCCUGUGAACGACUUUCAUCGCAUACUCCUAUUGAUUCAUCAAAUUGUGAUAUACAAGCACUUCCUUCAAAUCCAUCUCCUUCAUGCAGUUAUGAAAAUCCUGUAACUAGUAGUCAUGAAUCACCUAAAAAAGAACUUCACUUACGACCUUGUGCAGCUGACUAUGUCUUAUGGACAGCUGAAUUUAUACAUGGACCUCGUGAACUCUGGAAUUGGAUUUCAUCACAUGGAAACUGGGAAGGUCUUAUCGACUUUGAAUCACAACGUAAUCAAUGUAGUCAGUUGUCGAAUAAUGAUGAUGAUGAUAGCGGUGGCAGUCUAAUUGGUCUUGUGACUGGAUUCACAGAUGAUGAGACAUUACGCUCACUUCGUAGUGCUUUGACUGGUGUAGCAACCAUAGCUAAUCCACCUUGCUAUGACGAGUGCCAACAAGCGUUUUACUUAGUGAUUAACGUCGAUCAAAGUGGACCACAAGGAUUAACCGCUUAUCCGAUUGAAUGGUUCACCAAUUCCUGUUUACACAGACACCUCAUUUAUUGUCAUCAAAGAGCUACAAUAUUGUCAUUAAUAUUAUGUAAUCAUGUAACACAGUGCCAAAAAACAGAAGAAAGAGAUACAAGUAAAACUUGUACUCUCAGUUCUUGA